Messenger RNA from Megalobrama amblycephala (Wuchang bream), 5953 nucleotides. RefSeq names its product calcium channel, voltage-dependent, alpha 2/delta subunit 2b (gene cacna2d2b). Gene Ontology annotation, cellular component: voltage-gated calcium channel complex. The transcript is spliced from 37 exons. The coding region runs from base 213 to 3563 and encodes 1116 amino acids. Gene Ontology annotation, molecular function: voltage-gated calcium channel activity. Lineage: Eukaryota; Metazoa; Chordata; Actinopteri; Cypriniformes; Xenocyprididae. The record is from RefSeq and is a predicted model, not a curated record.
GUCGCGCGCAGAUCUGUGGGGUGUCACGGGCGCGCGUGCACGGCAGCAUCAUCACGCGCAGCAUCUUUCGCCCACAGACAGCACUUCAUUUCACUUACUUUUUAUUUCUCAGACAAAAAGAGCCUUUACUACUGCGUCAUAUCUGGAUAUUCUGCACUCCUGGGUAACCGUGAGGAUAUUUGCGCCGCUGAAUUGGAGUGUUUUCAUGGAAAAUGGCGAGAUGGGCUCACGCGUGUCUGCUGCUGAUGAUGGUGAUUUUCAGCGGAUCGUGGACCGCAGUGGACGCGCUCACAUUUCCACAGCAUUACACGAUCAUGCACUGGGCUCGUCGCAUUGAACAGGAGAUUGACAGAGUCUUGCAGCACAUCAGUGGCGCUCAGCAACUGAAGGGGAUCUACAGUGAGAAGAGAAGACAGUUCAGUUUGGUCAGAAACAACCCUCGAGACAUUGUAGAAAAAGUAGCAACUGACAUUGAGAGACUGCUGGCCAAGAAACGCAAAGCGCUCGAGAAACUGGCGAGCGAAGCGGAGCGUCUUCAGAAAGAUCAUCGCUGGCAGGAUGGAAUCAAGGAGGAAAAUAUUGAAUAUUAUAACUCUAAAGCAGAGAUGGACUAUGAUGGUGAGGACAUCGAUUCUCAGAUGUCGCUGAAACUGGAGUUUGUGUAUGACCCGAUCUUUAAGAACCAUGUGAAUUUCUCACACACUGCCGUCCAGAUCCCCACAGACAUCUACAAAGGCGCUCCAGUUAUUCUGAAUGAACUGAACUGGACACAAGCAUUAGAGCGAGUCUUCAUGGAGAACAGCAGAGACGACCCGUCGUUACUCUGGCAAGCAUUUGGGAGCGCUACGGGGGUCACAAGAUAUUACCCAGCUGCUCCCUGGAGAGCGCCGGAUAAGAUCGACCUUUAUGAUGUGCGACGGAGACCCUGGUACAUUCAAGGAGCGUCAUCACCGAAAGACAUGGUCAUCCUGGUAGACGUGAGCGGCAGCGUCAGUGGACUCACUCUCAAACUGAUCAAAGCUUCAGUCACAGAGAUGCUCGACACGCUCUCCGAUGACGAUUAUGUCAAUGUGGCUAGGUUCAAUGAGAAGGCCGAGGCAGUGGUGCCCUGCUUUAAGCACCUGGUACAGGCAAAUGUACGUAAUAAAAAGAUCUUUAAAGAGGCAGUACAGCAGAUGCAGGCCAAAGGAACCACCGAUUACAAAUCUGGCUUUCACUUCGCCUUCAACCAGCUGCUCAACAAGACGAAUGUUCCUCGAGCCAACUGCAAUAAAAUCAUCAUGUUAUUUACUGACGGAGGGGAGGACCGAGCUCAGGACAUAUUUGAGCAGUACAACUGGCCCAAUAAGACGGUCCGUGUGUUCACGUUCUCGGUGGGGCAGCACAAUUAUGAUGUCACUCCGCUGCAGUGGAUCGCAUGUGCUAAUAAGGGAUACUAUUUUGAGAUCCGCUCCAUCUGUGCUAUAAGGAUUAACACCCAGGAGUAUCUGGACGUACUGGGCCGCCCCAUGGUUCUGGCAGGCAGAAGUGCCAAACAGGUGCAAUGGACCAACGUCUAUCAGGAUGCUCUGGGUCUGGGGCUGGUGGUGACGGGGACGAUGCCGGUCUUCAACCUCACCGUAGACGGAAACUCUCAGAAUCAGCUGAUUUUAGGGGUGAUGGGGGUCGACGUUCAUCUGGAUGAGCUGAAGAGACUCACGCCACAGUACAAGCUGGGAGCAAACGGAUACAUCUUCGCCAUUGACCCAAAUGGAUACGUGCUCAUGCAUCCGAACCUGCAGCCUCGAGAGGAGGAUUUGCCAGAGCCGGUGACUCUGGACUUCCUGGAUGCAGAAGUAGAAGACAGCAGCAAACAAGAGAUUCGUCGGCAAAUGAUUGAUGGCCGAUCAGGAGAGUUGACGAUCAAAACACUAAUUAAAUCAAUGGAUGAGCGCUACAUUGAUGAGGUCAUACGUAUUUACUCCUGGACACCAAUUAAUGAUACUGAUUACAGUCUGGGUCUGGUGCUUCCUCCGUACAGUGAAUAUUACAUCCAGGCUGAUCUCAGUGAUGUCAUGCUACAGCUGCAGUAUUUACAGUCUCUGCUGCCGAACUCUUUUGAGUCUGCCGGUCACGUGUUUCUGGCCCCUAGAGAAUACUGCAAGCGUCUGCAGAUGGCUGAGAAUAACACACAGUUCCUGGCGGACUUCCUGUCUCUGAUGGUGGAGAUCUCACCUGAAUCUGAAGACUGUGAUCAGGGUCUCAUUCAUAACCUGAUCUUGGAUUCUGGGAUCCUCUGGCAGCUCGCCACACGCGUUUGGCAGAACAAGGACCUCAACACGUACGGCUUCCUGGCGCUGUUCGCGUCCACCAAUGGAGGCGUCACACGCGUUUACCCCAACAUGGCUGCUGAAUCAUGGGACGAGGACCCUGAGCCUCUGAACUCAAACUUCUUCCGUCGCAGUCUGGACAACAAAGGCUACAUCUUUAGAGCGCCAACACGAACCUCGAUGGAUGAUCUGUUAAUCGCAGAGAACGGCACUGUGGGGAUUCUGGUCACCACUGCGGUGGAGGUCGUGAUUGGAGGCAAAACCAUGAAGCCUGCUGUGGUCGGCGUUAAGCUGGAUUUAGAGGCCUGGGUCGACAAGUUCAAGAUCCUCGCCAGCAACGUUUCGGACAGCAGACAGGCCGCACAUAAGUGCGGCCCAUCCAGAUCCUGUGAGAUGGACUGUGAAGUGAACAGCGAUGAUUUGCUGUGUUACCUGAUCGAUGACGGUGGUUUCCUAGUGAUGUCCAAUCAGAGAGAUCACUGGAAAAAGGUGGGACUGUUUUUCGGCGAGGUCGACCCCUACCUGAUGUUCGCCCUCUACAACAACUCAAUCUACGCACGCCAUCAGACUUUCCAGUAUCAGUCGGCCUGCGAGCCGACGGCCAGCAGCCACACAGGAGCCGCACACAGAGGAUUCUAUGUGCCCUCCAUUGCUGAUUUUCUCAGUCUGGCCUGGUGGACGUCAGCAGCGGCGUGGUCUGUUCUCCAGCAGUUCCUGUAUGGACUUAUCUACAGCAGCUGGUUCACCACAGUAGACGCCUGGGCUGAGAGUUCAGACACUAAAGGGAGCAGCAGCUGCGUGACGGUUCACAGUCAAUUCUACUUCACCAACACCACCAACUCCUUCAAUGUGCUGCAGGACUGUGGGAACUGCUCCAGGUGUGUGUGUGUUUGUGUUUGUGUGUGUCCAAACAGUCCUUUGUUAAACACAUUUCUAAACACAAACACUCUUUCUGUCAGGCUGUUCCACGCCAAGCGUAUAGAAAACACAAACCUGUUGUUUGUGGUGGCUGAAACGCUUCCCUGCAGCUCUUGCGAGAUCGAGAAACUCCUACCUGUCAGAACAAAGUCUCAAGAAGAGAACCCGUGUGAUGUGUUAAAUUCUGCCCGCUAUCGGAAAGGACCUGACAAAUGCUUUGACUACAACUUAGAGGAGAACACGUCUGAGUGUGGGAGCGCUCACUCUUUACACUGUCCAAUGGGAGCUCUGCUCUGGGUUCAGUUAUUGUCACUUUACCUCAUUCUACGAUCAUAAUCUGAGUCCCACUGCCUUUGGUGUUCCUGUCCCUCAUCCGUACGACGCUCCGGUCCUCUCCUGACAUCCUUCUGAUUUUCCAGCUCUCUGUCUCAUCGUGAGGUGCAUUCCAGCUGUGUGCCGUUACAGCAGAGCAUGAUGGGAAAAUGUGUCUUAGUAACCCCUGACAUUGUGCAGAUCCAAAAGAAAAAAAACGAAACUGUCUUAAAUCGUUCACCUUUAUAUUAGGAAAACAUACAAAAAAAAAAAAAACCUUUCUGCUGCCGUGAAGUAUUUUUGCUUGCCAAAUCCAAAAACAGGAAAGGACCUGGUUUGUUUCGAAAUACUGAAACACGACACAAGUUUUGACGGUUAUUAUCACAAUCUCGCACUGAGUGUUUAUUUGAGUCUUGCUUUGUUCUGGAUUUAGUGCCAAACCCUGAUAUAUGUGGAUGCUCAAACGCGGGGGACACGCAGCUUUCGUUGAAAUAUUUUGUUCGAGGCUUCCUUGCCAAAAGAGAAUGCCGUAUUAUCGCAAACUGCUUUGUUUAGGAAAAGAAGAAAAAGAUUUCAGUUACGUUUCCCGUUUAUUUACAGCUUUGUCGAAUGUUUUAAGGGCAUAUAUUGUGUACAAAAACUGCUGCCUGGUUUGUUACCCAACAGUGCCUUGGCGCACUUGUCCAAAUGGACCAACAAUAGCACUGGACGUGGAUUCGACUGACCCUGAAGGGAUGCUGGAGAAAGACACGGUAUUGAAUGUUAACUUGACUUUGGUUUACAGUAUAAGGGUGAAUGUCACGAAACAUGGCAAACGUUUCUAUUUCACCCCAAAAUCAAAAGAAAAAAAGAUUUCGCAAAGAAAAUGAAGCAUAUUUUGAGGACCAUUAAGAUUUAAAAAAUAAAAAAUAAAGCACAUUUUCCUUAAAUUUCUCAUUACUGUAAUGAAAAAAAAACUUUAUCAUUACCAUAAUGUGGAAAAAAAAAAUACAUUUUAGGAAUUGUUAUACUGCCUUAAUUAGUGAUUAUUUAAAUCAUUUUUAAUCUAAUUCAGUAAAAACAAUACAUGAAAAUAAUGUAACAGCGCAAAAAAAAUUUCUUACAAGUAUUCUUCAUUUUCUUUUUAUAAUUUUUUGGGGUGUUUUUCUAUUAAUUUUGGGGUGAUUUCUCAUGAGACUCACCCGCGCACGACCUUUGGCAUUCAGUAUGGGUUUUACUAUACAUGUUCUACUGAUUCUGUCUUUAGAAAGGCACUCAAAUGGUUUUUAAUUCUUUAAUGUAAAUAUGGUUAUUCCACACUGAGUUGAUCUAGGUCAGUGUCUUUGGUGACACUUUACAAUAAGGUUCAUUAGUUCAAGUUAGGUAAUACAUUAACUAAUGUUAACAAAUGUAAACUUAUUGUAAAAUGUUACCAUGUGUUUUAAUGAAAUGGAAUGCAAGCUGAUGUCUCACUGUCCUGCUGCAUGCUGGGAAAAAAUGAUAACUGCUAUUAAACUUCAUACUAAUUUUGAGGACAUUUACUGGAAGGACACUCGACCCUUACAGCCAUUCGAUGGACCAAUUUUGUCUUCUCAUUGAGUCCAUAGAUGCUAUCGAAGGGUCGAUAUGUAUUUAUUUUUAUUUAGUUUAAAAGAUGGUAUGUAUAUUGCUUGCGAAAUGUAUCAAGUGUGAAUUUUGAGACGCUUUCAUGCUUUUGAAAUGUUUUGGUUUUUAUCGCAGAUGUUUUGUUGCUUUUCAGUGAUUAUCUAUAACAAAGGUCCAUUUAGACAAAAAAAAAUUAGUUUGUGGUAUUUCAUCUUUUAAUGUGGCCACACUUCCAAAACAACUGUACUUCCAAAUGAAUCAGACUGGACCGAGAUUCUUCUGAAUUGGACUGAAAGGGUUUCGCUCAACGUGUUUUGUAUCGUAAUGGCUUGAGCAAUACUUUGAAUUAUAUCGACUACGCUGAAAUGCAAGUGAGCGCUACUGAAUUAGUGUAAGGAGAGCAUGAAAUCAGUAUAGAGCUGCUUUCUUUGGAUGACUUUGAUUCAGGCUUGUCUUUGAAUAUCGGCUUAAUGUUUGUAUGUGAGCUAUGAGUGUUCUAACAGAAUUAUUUAAUGCCAAUAAGAGUAUUUAUACUAUUGUCUUUAUGUAAAAUUCUCUCUGUGUUACAAUGAAUUUAAAUGAUGUGAAUAGGAAUGUUUUAAUUCUUUUUUGUUUUUUUGUUUGUUUUUUAUUUCGUUGUUCUGCAGAUGUUUGUUAACUAUGUGAAAGGGUUUUUCCUCCCUUUCUGCAGUCUUCCAUAUCACUUCAUUUUGUACAGAUGGCACAAAAAUAUCAAGAAAGGCUAACUUUGUAUCAUAUUGUGUCAUUCACUUCUGGGAGAUGUUUAUAAGAGAAUUGGUGAGAUAAAGACAUUCAUAUUUUUCACGUCA